AGCUACUCAUUGAUGCCAUGCAUGCUCACUGUCCCGAGAUAUGACAAAACACUACACCCUUCGGGAUUUUUUUUCUCCUGUUCAAAAACAGCAUUUCACAUCUGUGUCUGACAGAAGCAUUAGAAGCACAGAGGAGCAGACCCUUCAUCAUCCCUUAUAAAUGUGAGGCUGAAGCAUGGGUGAAAAGUUAAGACAAAACCUGAAGUCCACUGAUCUUGUAUUAUUGUUUUUCAAAGCAACAUACAAUGUGGAAGCUACUGAAUUUAUAGGAAAACAAGAACUUUUCACUGUUGGAAUCAUCUACAGAAAACAGAUGGGAUUUACUGGAUGCUAAAGCUUUUAAUCAAUUUUUAAUAAGUACUGAAUACCUGAGUUAUCUGGGGUACGUUCCUCUGCCUCUAUUGUUUGAAGAGAUGUGAAGUUCAGAGCUCCCUUUCUGGCAACUUGAAAGAACAGAAUAACCUAAAAUGCUGCAUAUAGAAUCCAAUCAAGUAUUCAGGAUGUCUGAGAAUAAAUUAGAAACAACCACUAUCACAAAACAAAGCAGCAGCAACGAAUAAAGAUGCUGUGGAGAAAGAAAUCACAAGACACGGGAGAAGAAUGCACUUAAAUAGAAAAGCUUCCUACCUAGUGAGUGUCUUUCCAUAUAUUCAGACAGACCACAGAAAAAUAAGCUUCAAUCAAUGAGAUUCAAUCAAAUAUCUCCAGCGUGCAGCUCUGAUCAGCACAGGUGGCGAUGCAGUCCCAAAUCCAAAAAGAGCUCCAGCAUGAACCGUACGGGAGAUACUGGAUCUGAUCGCUGUAUGAGGAGACAAAUCUGUUCUACCAGAGCUCCGUUACAGAAGACGAAAUGCCAAAGCAUUUGAAAAAAAUCUCCAAGGUGUCUUCAAAAAAUAUUAUCAAGUACAGAAAAUAUUCUGCAAUGACCUUAAUAUCCUGGUGAUAAUACACUACGAACAAGAAUGGAAGUAAAUUCAACCACUGUAAACAGUAGUUCUGUUAACCAUAAACAGUUAGAAGGGCAUAGCCUUUUGGAAGUAAUCGCAAUUGCCACUGUCACAGCGAUUGUAAGCCUAAUAACCAUAGUGGGAAACAUUCUUGUAAUGAUAUCCUUCAAAGUCAACAGUCAACUCAAAACUGUUAACAAUUAUUACUUGCUCAGCCUUGCUUGUGCAGACCUCAUCAUUGGAAUAUUUUCUAUGAAUCUCUACACAUCUUAUAUACUAAUAGGCCAUUGGUCUCUUGGAAGUCUGGCAUGUGAUCUGUGGCUAGCAUUGGACUAUGUAGCUAGCAAUGCCUCAGUAAUGAACUUGCUAGUUAUCAGUUUUGAUCGAUACUUUUCCAUCACAAGACCUCUAACCUACAGGGCUAAGCGCACACCCAAAAGGGCAGGCAUUAUGAUUGGUCUAGCUUGGUUAAUUUCCUUUAUUCUGUGGGCACCACCAAUCUUAUGCUGGCAGUAUUUUGUGGGGGAACGAACUGUCCCAUCUAAAGAAUGCCAGAUACAAUUUUUAUAUGAACCCAUUAUCACCUUCGGUACUGCAAUUGCUGCUUUCUACAUCCCAGUGUCAGUGAUGACUAUUUUAUAUUGCCGUAUUUAUAAAGAGACUGAGAAACGUACCAAGGACCUUGCUGAACUUCAAGGUUCUGAGUCUGUGACAGAGCUUGAGAUGAUAAAACCCCAGAAAGCUCUUCUGAAGUCCUGUUUUAGUUGCAAGCAACAAAAUUUAGCCAAAAGGGAGAGGUGUCAGGCUUCAUGGUCUUCAUCCAGUCGAAGCACGUCAGCCACUGCAAAAGUACCCCAAACACCAAAUACUUGUAAUGAUUGGUCUAAAGCAGACCAGCUAACCACCUGCAGCAGCUACGCAUCCUCAGAAGAAGAAGACAAAUCUGCCAAUGAUUCAGUUUUUGAAGUAACUUACAAGAGUCCAGCCAAAGAUAAGAAAGAAGAGUUUAAUGAGGAGGAGAAUAAGGAAGUUUUUAUCAAAGACCAUCCUAUGGAAAAUGAUUUUGAGACCCAGAAAUACUUUCUAUCUCCAGCCAAAAGCCAAGCGCAAAAAAGUCCAAAAUGUGUGGCCUACAAAUUCCACUUGGUGGUUAAGGCUGAUGGCACCCAGGAAACUAACAAUGGUUGCCGAAAAGUAAAAAUAACUACUUGUUCUGCUGCUUUAUCAAAGGACCCUUCCAUCAAAGGCAUGGAUCCAAAUUUAAGUAACCAAAUCACUAAAAGGAAAAGAAUGGUACUUAUAAAGGAGCGCAAAGCAGCCCAGACUUUAAGUGCCAUUCUUCUAGCUUUUAUCAUCACUUGGACUCCCUACAAUAUAAUGGUUUUGGUCUCCACAUUUUGCGCAGACUGCAUUCCCCUAACACUGUGGCACCUUGGAUAUUGGCUGUGCUAUGUGAAUAGCACUGUUAACCCUAUCUGUUAUGCUCUCUGUAACAAAACUUUCAGAAAAACUUUUAAGAUGCUACUCUUCUGUCAAUGGAAAAACAAAAAGGUGGAAGAGAAGUUGUACUGGCAGGGUAAUACCAAACUGCUAUAAUUGUAAUAGACGAUGAGAGGAAAACAUAAAAAGUACGUAGUGACAUUGUCCACGCAUCAUAAAUUGGCUGCAAUUCUUUCUUUUCAAAGUUGUUGCUUUACAUGUCUGGGGACAAAAAUUUCUGCACAGAAAAGCCACAUUUUGCAUAAUGACAGUCUUGUGCGUGGGUUCAAGAGGAAAGCAGCAGCUGCUAUGAUUGUCUAUGAGUGUUUGCAGUCACUCAAUGGAACUGCAUUACUGUCAACAUCUUAGGGGCCUGUGGUAUUCCCUUUCAACCAGAGAAUAAGUAGAGUGAAUCAGAGACCCCUGGAAAUUAGAGAUGGAUAGACCUGUUAGGUCAUCCAGUCCAUCUCCCUGCAGUUGCAAGACUGUUUUGCUGUGUAUUUUCUAGUGUUUUGUCUAUACUAGUUUUAUAUAUCCCUAGCAAUGGGCCUUACACUACUUCCCUUGUGACACUAUUCCAUAGCCUGAUGAAAUGGCACAAGGACCUUUAAAGGUGAAAACAGCGGUGCCCAAAAUAAAGCAUUAGGGGAUCCUUUGGAUCCCAAAUGGGCAAAUCUGUUGAGGGCAAGUGUAAUGCUAAGAAAAUGUUCUAUUGUAGGAUAACUUUUCUGAGUGAAGGGAGGGCUCAUAGUUGGUGUAAUACACAAUGUCGUAUAUUAAGAACCCAAUGCCCAUACUAAGGCUGUCAUACAAGUUAGUAUCACCUGGAAACAAGUAGUUAGCAGAAAUUUCUGAAUUUGUAUUUCUUCAUAUACCAGAAGGUUGUUUUUUUAAAGUCACUAUACCAGUAUAAAGUGAUGGUGCAAAGCAGAAUCUCUUCUUUAACUCCACUACUCCCCACCAGAAAAUCUACCUUUUGUUUAAUGAUAUACAGAACACAGGAAAAAUAUAAACUGAUAUCAUGCAGUCAUCAAUAUAUCAUAAAGUUAUUAAAAAUACUGAGAAAAUUGGUAUUGCUGGGGGAUGAAAACAGGAUUUUUUGUGACUGGACUCUGAUUGUUUCUAUAUUAAUCUUAAUAUUAUUUAGUACUUAUGCAGCACUUUUGAUCUUCAAAGAACUUUACAAAUAUUGCCUAACUAAUUUGUUUAUACGUUUUCUUCAGCCAGAACUUCUGGGCCAGUCGAACUGCUGGGCUGGGGGAAAGGUGGCUGUUAACCAUAUUUGUGGCUCCUGGAUUCUGGGGCCAGCAUGUGCAGGCCCUGAGCCCAGGUGCAAGUUAGUGCAGGCCCCAAGGGGCUGUUCCAGAAACUGAGGUUUGCUGGAGCCUAAGGAUCCCCCAGUAAUACCUCUCCUGAAAGGAGGGGUGUGGUGUUCAAUAUGGUAUUGUGGUUCUGGGCUGCAUGGAGGAUUCUGUUUGGCAGAAGUCCUCAUGUAGAUGGAUUCACUGUCAUUAAGGCCACUUGCAGCACAAAGCUGCUGAAGUGGGGUAAUGAUCUGGCUCACUACAGUGUAAUAAAAUCAAGUAUCAAAAAACUCAGGAAGAAACAAAGGAAAUGGCAACAGAAAUUAGAGGGUAUAAGAAAAGACUGAGAAUAAACAAGUGUUUAUAAGAAGAUGACAAAAUAAAGGUCCUGUAAGGAAUUACAAAUACUGCACUAGAGAUGAGCCCAAGUCACAGGGUUCCGAUCUAGAUCUAUCUAGCCUUUAUCAAACUUCAGGGGUAUUUGGAUCUAGAGUUUUGAUUUGGGCCCAUCUCCAUAUUUCAUCUCACAAUAUACUUAACAUGAUAAUAUAGUGUGACAUGAAAUACUUGCACAGUGCAGAGAUAAUGCAGCAGAUUUCGUGCUAGUUAUCCUGAAUUUAUCAUUGUUUUCAGUAAAGUUUGUUUUUAGUGGAGUUGGCAUAUAAUUUAGUUAAUGGUAAUUAUCAUGAAAGACAUGUUUUUUUUUCCAUAACUAUCCAAUUAAUUCAUGUAAAUGACCACUGUGUAAGUAAUUUUUUAAAUAUUCCUAAUUUUCAGAGGGAAAAUAUAUGUCAAUGAAAGGCUAGCAAUAUGUGAAAAAUGUAUUUUGAAUUCAACAUGAUUGAUUUUGAAGUACAUUGUAUUGUCCCAGUUAUUUCUGGUACUUUAGCAUAUGAUUAUUAAAGGGAAGUAUGGGUUUUUAUAUAGACCCUUUUGUUGAUUUACCUCUGUCACCAUCCAGAGCUUUUUCUCUGUAUAGUGAGUGGCUAUUAUGGUGGGUUCAUCUUAUUUUGCAUUGGAUCAAACACAUAAGUAGUGUGUUUGAUUCAACACAAUAUUAAUGCGCACAUUUGUGACAAAAGCUAUAGUAAAGGCAAAAUGUAUAAGGCUGUACGAAUUCUUGCUAGCUGCAAUGUUGUUGCUAAAGUAAAGCAUUGGCUUCUACUUCUGAAAUUAAAUGGGAUAUUUUUGUUGUCCCUUUUUGGCUUCUGUUAAACAAGAGUGUUUUGUAAAUGUUUAUGGACUCUGUGCUGAAUAGAUGUAUAAGGUAGAUUGUACAGCAAUGGAUGCAACUAUGUCAGUUCAAUGUAAUUGUGAAAUAUGUGCUCAAACUAUGCUGCUAGCAUCUGAGGCAUUACACUACCAAACCGAGAGGUACGUUGUAAAUACCUGGAAUUAUAUAAAAGAAAUAUAGGAUGUUUAUGUUUUCCUGUUAUGUAGUAUGGUAACAUGAACCUCAACAAAACAUAAUUUAGUAGUUAAGUAUACCUUGUUUUCAAGUUCUGUAAAGCUCCAUUUUAAGCUUAACGUGGACUAAGUUACAUUAUCUGGUUUCCUGUUCUUUUAAUGAUUUUUUACACCAAGGGUUCUCAAACUGGGGGGUCGUGACCCCUCAAGGGGUCACGAGGUUAUUACUCGGAGCAUCGUGAGAUGUAAGCCUCCACCCCAAACCCCGCUUCACCUCCAGCAUUUAUAAUAGUGCUAACUAUAACAAAAGUGUUUUUAAUUUAUAAGUUGGGGUCGCAUUCAGAGGUUUGCUGUGCGAAAGGGGUCAUCAGUACAAAAGUUUGAGAACCACUGCUUUACACAACCAUUAAUUUUAAUAAUUGAUUAUGAACUAGGGACCUUGUGAAGAGGUCUUUUUUGGUUAAACUUCUAUAUCUCUAAGUAAGAGUUCCCCAGUCCAAUCGCACAUGAAUGUUUUGGGGAUCUAAUCCUUGCUCAAAAUAAAUGUCAUAAUUUCCUCUUUCUUUCCAUAUACUCUCAAUCCCUUUCCCCUAAAAAGUAUCAAAUAAAGUAGUCAUGACUCUUCUGUAGAUUUCAUUCUGUUUGAAGACGCAGACUUGAAAGAUGUUCAGAAUUCUAGCAUAGACUAUCUAAUUAAAAUGGACAUAUAUUCACCUUUUUGUGGGAGGAACUCAGGAUACAGCAGGGCUUACAUUGGGCUCAAAAAUCUUUCUUUUGUGGAAAAGUCCUGUUGAAUUUAAGAAGGACGAAACCAAAAGAGAUCUACAGAAAUUAUUCUAACUAACCUAUAGAAUUUGAUAGAGAAUUCUCUUUUUGUUAGAAUUUUUAAAUCAACCUAUAGGAUUCAAUAGAGAAUCAUACCCGUGCUAUAGGAAUCCACAGAUUGGUUUAAACAUUUUGUAGAAGGAAGAUCAAUCUCUCUUACAUUUUUUAAGAUUAUUCCACAGGGUCAUUUUUGUUUCUCAUUUCUUUUAUUCAGAGGUAGGUCCAAACUGAUACCUGGAUCAGAAUGCUGUGAAUUUAAGGGGCACAUGGUUCUGGAUCCAGAUGUGAAUAUAUACUUAAAAAAAGAUUCCUACUCCAAACACUACCAUCUCAAUCCUCAACUUGUGGGAAAAUUCAGAUUCUGAUCCUAUAAUAGAACUCAGCAUCAUGAAAAGGCCUCAUCGCUACUUUUAAUUACAUCUAAUCUCAUUAUUACUUAUUCUGGUCACUUUCCAGAAAAUUGUGACAUUAUUUUCUAGCCACAUUUGGUACAUAACAAUUUAAAAUUAAUUGUACAGGUCAAACUUAUUUAAUAUGUCUAAGAACGAAUGUUCCUAAAGAUAGUCACACUUGAAGAAGCUUUCUACCUAAUACAAGCGAAAAGUAAAAACAUCAGUGAGACAUGGUAAAUGGUUUAAAUCUGAUAAAUGAGAACCCAUGAUAACAAUAAAAAAAUCUCAUGUAAUUCUGGAAAAUGGUGUUAUUGUCCUAGAAAAAAGUCACUACAAAAUUGGGUGCUUUUAUUGUGGGAAAGUAGAACUGAACCAAAAACCCAUACCUUCAAGCCCUCAAACUUCAGCAGAGUUUGAUGUUUGAACCCAGAUUCUGAUUUGAACUUUGCAAAAGGCUCCUAUCUAUAUUAUGGGUCAGCCAAAACCCUAAAUCCAAAAUAUCUUCCAAUCCAUUUGUUUCGGGAGAGUAUGGAGUUGAUGUAACCUGUUUGAUACAAUUUCUUUGUUAAACAGCUGAAAUUCUUCUGAGGUGAAUUGAGUUCUGUUCAUACUGAUAAUCUAUUCAGAAACUUCUGUCCAUGAAAACAAUUAUCUUAACACUUCCAUUGUGUGCAGUGAGUUAGUUGAAUUCAUACAGAAUACUUCAGGCCAUUUAGACUGAGCAUCUACUGCAAUUAAAAAAAGUGUAUGUCCCAUAAGUGGUCCAGUAUAAUCUCCGUGGAUUCAUUACCACGGUGACUCCCAAGAAUUCAAAGGAGCAUGUUUAAGCAUGUGAUACAUUCGAUGACAAACUUGACAUUGUUUUGCCAUUUCCUUCACAUGUGUAUCAAUCUGUGGACACCACUCAAAAUUCCUGGUAAGGACUUUCAUUUUUAAAAUUCCCAAUUCCACUCUAGUACUACACAUUAGGCAACCUUAAUAUAUAUGUAUUUAACUGUUCUUUUCAAGCAAAGAAAGCUGG
This is a messenger RNA of Gopherus flavomarginatus (Mexican gopher tortoise), 7375 nucleotides long. It is a transcript of the gene CHRM5, whose product is annotated as cholinergic receptor muscarinic 5. Bases 963 to 2543 code for a protein of 526 amino acids. Gene Ontology annotation, cellular component: synapse; dendrite; plasma membrane. The record is from RefSeq and is a predicted model, not a curated record. Gene Ontology annotation, molecular function: G protein-coupled acetylcholine receptor activity; G protein-coupled serotonin receptor activity. The transcript has 3 exons. Gene Ontology annotation, biological process: adenylate cyclase-inhibiting G protein-coupled acetylcholine receptor signaling pathway; gastric acid secretion; chemical synaptic transmission. Lineage: Eukaryota; Metazoa; Chordata; Testudines; Testudinidae.